AUGGGUGAGCCUUCAUACUCGAGGGACGAGCUCGUCUCGGAGCUCACAUCCUAUUACGAAUUCUUGACGCAGCUCUACCUGCCCCCGGAAGUCAUCCAACAUCCCCCAGAGGACGGCUGGGAGCACAGCACACCCGAAUUCGUCGACUCCUUCUGCCUAGGCAAGAACGACACCGUAGCGGACCUGAUGAGACAUAUCCCUUACAUCCGCCGCACAAAGGAGGACGACUGGGAACCGUGGCAGAUUUACGGCAACGCCACUGCCGUAGACUUCACUAGCGACGUUGUCCUAGACUUGCCCACGAAAUACGCAAAGGAGUCUCUUUUUGAGCCUGAGGAGGGCAGCAUCUCGCAUAUACCACCCCACGUGUUCGUGUACGCGACGAUUCCAUCGGGCCACAACGGUCGUUACAUUUUUAUCGACACGGAGCGCGGCACGAUUGUCCUUGCGGACCCACAGACCGCACCAGAUGAAGAAGCCUGGCGCAGGUUCCAGACCUACAACUUUGGCGAGUUCUUCUCCAUGGCAAAGGAAAUGUUUAGAAAAUUUGAAAUGAUUGCCGUGGAUAGAAAACACGUACACUGCACCAGCCCAGAUACGCCUCAGGCGCAGAUAUAUCAGGAAGAGGGCGUCUUCACGGAGCGGUACAAUAGGGAGAGGUGCAUGGACAGACUGGAUGAGUAUCGGGAGCGGAAGAAUCGGGAAAACCGGGAGGCUCAAGGACACGAAUGA
This is a messenger RNA of Colletotrichum orchidophilum, 732 nucleotides long. RefSeq lists its product as uncharacterized. The transcript has 3 exons. The record is from RefSeq and is a predicted model, not a curated record. The coding region runs from base 1 to 732 and encodes 243 amino acids. Lineage: Eukaryota; Fungi; Ascomycota; Sordariomycetes; Glomerellales; Glomerellaceae.